GACCAGGAACCAGUAAAGAAAGAAAGACAUGUAGGGUUUACUGGUAUAGAUUCCGACAAGGAAACAGAAGAGAACCAGAGUUAUAUAUGUAAGGUUGUGGGUGGAGUUGUACAAAAAAUACCAGUGGAUUCCAAAGGAUCCCCAACCAAUUCACCAGCUGUGAAAAGAAGACCAAAAACGGGGCGGAAAAAGAUUGAUCGGAGGGUGUCCUGUAAGGACCUAGGGAAGGGAGAUUGUGAAGGAUGGUUACAUAAGAGAAAGGCGAAGGGUGGCGGAGGUUUGUUCAGUCACUGGCAGAAACGAUGGUGUGUGAUCAAGGAUUACAACAUGUUCUGUUACCAUGACAAAGAGUCGUUGAAAGCAGAAGUUGUGAUUCAUCUUCCUGCAUUUAAAGUGUCACCUGUUGAUUCUACAGAUUUUAAAACAAAGAAACAGGCUUUUAAAAUACAUAAUUCAGGAACCUGUUUUUACUUUGCCUCAGAAAGACAAGAAGAUAUGAGCAAAUGGAUGAACAAAAUGGGUUUAGCAGCUAUUACAUUCUCAGAGAAGUUCAAGAAGCCAGAGACUGGAAAAAUUGAUAAAAACCAUCCAGAUCCUGACUAUAGCGAAAGUGAUGAAGACCCUUCCCUGACCUCCCGUAGUAGUUCAACUUCAUCAUUACAUUCUGUUGGUAGAACUUCAGAUUUACGGGCACCGUCUCCGGACAUCGGUGCUAGUCAGGAAGACCUGUCUGUGAUGAUUCGUAAGCAAUCUCAAAGAGGUCAAAACUUAUUUGGUGAAGACUUGAAUAAACAAAGGAGAAGUGCUCUCUCAAAAGAUAUGGUAGAAAAAGUAUCUCCAGAAGUUAUAAAAUUCAAGAAAGUGAAAAGUUUAGAAAGAACAUUAAAGGCGAAGCAGAAAGAGUUAGAAGAGUUAGAAACAUUAUUGACGGGAAUUUCCCCAGAAAAGUUACACAUGUAUCAAGCGUUACAUACAAACCCCGGAGAAACAGACUCGGAAUAAACCAGUUUACCGUUAUAUUUCCAUUAAAAAA
Messenger RNA from Ruditapes philippinarum (Manila clam), 1033 nucleotides. RefSeq lists its product as uncharacterized. Lineage: Eukaryota; Metazoa; Mollusca; Bivalvia; Venerida; Veneridae. The record is from RefSeq and is a predicted model, not a curated record.